AUGCCAUUGAGAGGCACAACCCAUUCACAUCUCGUCGGUAACGAGGCACCGUACUUUCAGACUCUGCAAGCACUCGACGAUUGGGCAUCCACACCCACCGCAAAGCUCACGGGAUGCUUGCCUUACAUACCUAGAUCUGAUGUUCAAGCGUCUUCAGAGCAGCGUGGAAAGCUUUUGGUCUGCCACGACUACAAGGGCGGAUACACGGAGAAACCAGAUGCUCUAGCAUAUACUUUUAAUUUCUGGUCUCAUUGCGAUACUUUCAUCUACUUCGCUCACAACAGGGUCACCAUCCCUCCUUCGGGAUGGAUCAACGCUGCACAUCGCCAGGGCGUCAAGAUGCUUGGCACUUUGAUAUUCGAGCACGCGGAGAGCGAGGCAGACUGUCUGAGGCUCCUUGUCGGACGUCUGCCGCAGUCCACGUCCGGCCCCGCUCGUCCCAGUCCCGCCAACUCCUUGCCUGCGUCCUCGCAUUAUGCGCGUCUCUUGGCGAACCUAGCUUACCAAAGAGGCUUCGACGGCUACCUGCUGAACUUUGAAGCUCCGCUGCGCGGAGGAGUGGAGCAGACCAGAGCGCUCACGCUGUGGAUCGGUUUGCUCGAACGAGAGCUAAAACGACUAGUUGGAGAGCAUGCCCAGGUCGUAUGGUACGACAGCGUCAUCAUCAAUGGGCAGCUCCGAUGGCAGGACAGGCUGAACGCUUUUAACCUCCCGUUCUUCUUACCUUCAACCUCGUUCUUUACGAACUACACCUGGCCGCCUCAGUACCCCUCGCUCAUGGCUCAAUACUUCCUGACACUGGAUAUCCAACAAGCAGACUCCAAGGCGAAGCAGCUCCGCGACAUCUUCGUCGGAGUCGACGUCUGGGGGCGGAACCAGCACGGUGGCGGCGGGCUGUCCUGCUACAAGGCGCUCACGCACAUCGAUCCGCAGUUCCUCGGGCUCAGCGUCGCGCUCUUCGGCCAGGGCUGGAGCUGGGAGAGCGAGCAGGACAAGCCCGGCUGGAGCUGGGACGCGUGGUGGGCGUACGAGCGCACGCUCUGGGUCGGGCCCGCGGAUCCAGCCGACACGCCCGACGUCGAAGACCCGCACCCGCCCGGGCACACCAACUCUACGUGCGCGCACGGCCCGUACAAGCCCGUCACCUCGUUUUUCGCGCUCGAGCCGCCACCGAACCCGGCGCGGCUCGCGCUCUUCACGAGCUUCUCGCCCGGCGUGGGCCGCGCCUGGUUCGUCGAGGGCCGCAAUGUCUGGGACGCGGACGGUGCCGCGGGGUGGACGGACCUCGACAAGACGUGUGCGCUCGGCGACCUGCUCUGGCCGCGUCCCGCGCUCGCCUGGCACGACGCCGAGCGUGCCGAGGCACUCCCCGCCGCGCUGCCCGCCGUGACGAUGGACGACGCCUGGCUCGGGGGCAGCGCCGUGCGCCUCAUGCUCUCCGUAUCCGGCUCCGCCGCCGCGGAUGCCUUCUUUCGCUGCCUCUGGCUUCCCGUGCAGUCGCUCGCAGUCACGCCCGGCAUGCCCUACAUCCUCACGCUCGUCUACAAGGAGGACUUCGCGGCACACGGCGCCGAGGGCGACAUCGGCCUCCUCGUCAAGCCUCUGCACGCUCCCGACGACGACAUCGAGGUCACGCCGCUCGCCGCCGAGUGCGGCGAGCUUGCACACGACUGGCGCCGCCUCUCCGUGCGGCUCGUCCUCCCCCUGCCGCCCCCUACCGGCGCACCCACACGCGACGUCGCGUGCGCCGUGGGCCUCGUCCUCGGCUUCGCGACCGAGGACCCCACGCAGCCGCUGCAGCUCGGGGUCACACUCGGCGCGCUCGCCGUGCAUCCCGCGCUCACACCGUCCGGCGCGCAGGCGGACGCGCGGCUCAUCUGGGCCGACUUUGCGCGUGCGUCGUCCCCGCCCCCGCCCUCGUCAGCGAGUACCGCCGGCCCCGUGACGCGCUUCGCCGGGGUACUCACCUGGGAGGUCGGCGAGCACCUCGGGCCACUCGCGAGCAUCACGCUCGCGGGCCCCGACGACCCCAAGCCCGCGUGGCCCUCGGGCGCGCGAGCCCCCGCCUUCGCAUAUUUUAACGUGUACGUGAUACCGCACAAGGGCGAGGGCGUCGCGCUGCGGCCCGAAGAUGCCGCCUUCAUCGGCACAACGGGGCUCGACGGACGGGCAAACAGGUUCUACGUCGACCCCGCUUGCCUGCCGCGCGAGCUGGACAACGCCAAGGGCGCGCGUUUUUACGUCCAAGGCGUUACGGACCGGGCGACGGUGCUUCGCUGGGAGGACUGUGUCUAUGUCGACGUCUCACCGUAG
Phanerochaete carnosa HHB-10118-sp is the source of this 2313-nucleotide messenger RNA. RefSeq names its product glycoside hydrolase family 85 protein. Gene Ontology annotation, cellular component: cytoplasm. Gene Ontology annotation, molecular function: mannosyl-glycoprotein endo-beta-N-acetylglucosaminidase activity. Gene Ontology annotation, biological process: protein deglycosylation. The record is from RefSeq and is a predicted model, not a curated record. The transcript is spliced from 7 exons. NCBI's taxonomy places the organism in Eukaryota, Fungi, Basidiomycota, Agaricomycetes, Polyporales, Phanerochaetaceae. The coding region runs from base 1 to 2313 and encodes 770 amino acids.